Molecule: messenger RNA, 2068 nt
Organism: Camellia sinensis
Lineage: Eukaryota; Viridiplantae; Streptophyta; Magnoliopsida; Ericales; Theaceae
Source: RefSeq, a predicted model, not a curated record
AUUUUAUCAGAGAUAAACGCUAGCCAUUUAGAACUCUUCUAAAACUCUUUUUCUAGCCAAUUCAACAAAUCUGUCUUCUUUGGAUUCAUGUAUGUCUCUCCCAUUCCUCCUAACCCCAAUAUUCUGAUUGAAAGACCUUUAGCAUGAAUUCGGAUUCAAUCCAUUGAUAAUUAAUUAUAUAACUACUUCUUCUUCUUUUCAUUAACAAUCUCUGAAUGUCGUUUUCGAAAUUCGAAUUAUCACAUACAAGUUUUUUUUAUUAUCUUUUAUUAUUCUUCCAAGAAUGAUUUCGAAUCCGAAUUUGAUAUUGUACAAUUAUAUUUCCAAGGGAGCUACGAUUCUCGCCGAAUUCAAUUCCCAGGACGCUUCUCUCGCAACCCUAGCUUCCAAAUGCCUCGACAACGCCUCUCCUCUUCACACCACCUUCUCUCACACGAUUUGGAAGAGAACUCACACCUUGAUCCACCAUCCUUUUCUCUAUUUCACAAUCUACGAUCAAAAUCUCCAUAAUUCCAAAGCUCUCUGUUUCCUCACGAAUGCGAAACAAUCAUUUGACAAGAUAAUCUCAGGCGAGACAGCCAAGUCUCUGGAGAAUUUGAAUUCUCAUCGUUUUCAAGGCGAAUUCAAUCCCAUCUUGGCGCCGCAAUUGGACAGUGGAAGUUUGGAUAGGCUGAAGAGCUUGAAGAAGAAGAAGAAAAAGAAGAAGAAGAAGAGGUCUAGUGUUGAGACGAUCGGCCAAGGCAAAGACAAAGACAAAGAUAAAGAUAAAGAUAGAGAUGGAUUGGUGGAAAACAAGGUGGAUGUGUCGGAGGAUGUAAUUGUAAUGAGCAGAGAACUCUCAUACAUGUCGAUGCAAAAGAAUGGAUUGUUUGUGGAUGCAAAGGCGAAGAGGAUUUGGAAGAGGCAGGCUUGGGUAGUGUUGUCUCUGGUGGGUUUGCAGGGGAUUUAAAUGCAUUGAAGGUUGAUUCAAUUGCUUUGUCUUCUCUCACAGGGCAGUGGUGGUGGUGGCAGCAGCGGCGGCAGCAAUGGUAGUGGCUAUGGUGCCAAUGGGCAAUGGUGGGGGUAGUGCGGGGAUAGUGAUUGCGGUGAUGGUGGUGGGGCGAUGUAGUAGAGGUAGAAGAAAGGUGGUGGUGGUAGUAUGGUGGAGGCAAGCAUUUGUGUAGUAAUUAUGGUGGUGAAAUGAUGGUAUUGGAGAGGUAGUGGCAGUGGCAACAACUGUAGUCAAAUUUUUCUGAAGGUUAACCAAGAAGACCAACAGUAGGAUCACUGGCUUCAUGCUGAGCCUCCAAUUGUUGCUGCCUAGAAGGCUUUCUCCUGUUUUUCCUAGGGAUUUCCUCAUCAUCUUCACAUGAGUCAGCCAGACAGGCCUCACAAGAGCAGGCAUUAAAGAAACUAUGGUCAUCUUGAUUAGACACAUGUAUAGGAGAGCCCUGGGAUGAAAAGGAAUGGACAGGAACACCUUCGAACAUGUUGAUUUUGGGGUUGAAAAUCAUUGGUGCCGAAGAUUGGAACAUUGCCCUUAGGAAAGGUGAUUUCCAUAGAUCCAUGGGGAAGAGUAACAUAAUGAGGCCACAAUAAAUUGGCAAUCUCAAAAUGCAGUUGCUCAUAACAAAGUACUCCGUUGCAUUUUGGUAUUUGGAGUGGGAAUUUUCCAGGCAUGGCAAGUGUUAUCUUGAGUAACAAAUUCAACACACAGGGAAUUCUUCUUCAUUCUAUUGUGGGGAAUGUAAGAACAUAAAGCACUCAACAGGAGGUGGAAGAGGAGUUGAAGUGGAAGGUGGUGGUAAGGGUUUACAUGAACUAGGGGAAGGAAUUUGGAAAUUUGGUCUACCAUGUUAGUAUCCUGGUGGCGGUGAAAUUAUAAUGGUGCACCUUAAUAUGUAUUAAAAAAAAAUUAUAAAUUUAGUUAGUAUUAUGUAAGAAUAUUGCUGUUUAAAAUUUUCUCUAACUUUUGAUUUACAUUUUAAGAAUCACUUAAACUUUUGAGUGAUACAAAUUGUGAUUAUCAAACCGAUUUAAUUGAUUUUCAUGUAGGCUCAAUUUGUUUGUGAUGAAAAAGGUAGAAAGU